AUGCCCUCCGACUCGGCGGCGGCAGCGGCGACAGAGCCAGCACCCUCCUCGAUCCUCAUCAUCGGCUCCGGUGUCUUUGGCCUGACCACAGCCUACGAGCUCGCCCAGCGCCCACGCUACGCCUCCACAAAGAUCACAGUCCUCGAUCGCUCUCCGAUCCCCGGCCCCAGCGAGGACGCCGCCUCCGUCGACUCCUCCCGCAUCAUCCGCGCAGACUACGCCGACCCGGCCUACGCGACCCUCGCCGCCGAGGCCCAGACCGAAUGGCGCAAGACCUCCCACCCUUCUGACCUCGGCGCGGAGGGCCGCUACAGCCAGUCCGGCCUCUGCCUCGUCGCUGACCCCGUCGCCACCGCCUCGACCUCUUACUUUUCCACCUCCUCCUCCGCGUCAGCAGCAAAGACCAACGCCGACGCCAAGCAAAAGGCCAAGAAGACCUCGCUCGAAUACCUACAACAACGUACAUGGGGCUACAUCAACCCGCUCGCGGGCUGGGCCGACGCCGGCGCCGCAAUGUCCUACCUCGCGCGCAAAGUCGUGGCCCUCAACCGCGUCACCUUCGUCUCGGGCGUCGCGACCCGCCUCAACUACACACCCGAUAAGUCGACCGUCACAGGCACAACCCUCCAGGACGGCUCCGUCCUCUCCGCCGACCUCGUCGUCGUCGCAGCCGGCGCCUGGACCGGCGCCCUCGUAGACCUCUCCGGCCAGGCCAUCGCCACGGGCCAGGCCGUAGGCUACAUCGACAUCACCCCAUCCGAGCUCGAGGUCCUCCGCAAGAUGCCCGUCACCCUCAACUUCAGCACCGGCCUCUUCAUGAUUCCCCCCUCGGGACUGCAACUCAAAGUGGCCCGCCACGCCUUCGGCUACCUCAACCCGACCGCCAUCCCCCACCCGUCGCCCUUAACACCGUCCUCGACAAAGUCAACAGUCUCCCUCCCCGCAACCCACCUCACAGACCCGAACCUCAGGUUCCCUGCCGAAGGCGUCGCCGCCCUCCGCAAAGCAGUCCGCACCAUCGUCCCCAUCCCCGCCAUCCACGACCGCCCCUUUGUCCACACCCGCCUGUGCUGGUACACCGACACCCAGACGGGCGACUUUCUCGUCUGCCACCACCCCACCGCCCGCAACCUCUUCGUCGCCACCGGCGGCAGCGGCCACGGCUUCAAGUUUUUACCUGUGCUCGGUCGCGAAAUCGUAAACGUCCUCGAGGGCCGCGGCGACGAGGUGUUUACCGAAAAGUGGCGGUGGAGGGAGGUCAAGAGCAAGGCGGACGUGACGGACCUGUACGAGCACAUCAUGACGGAGGACGGGAGCCGAGGGGGUAUCCCUGGUCUUUUGCUGAAGCAGGAGCAAGCCAAGUUGUAG
This is a messenger RNA of Colletotrichum fioriniae, 1368 nucleotides long. NCBI's taxonomy places the organism in Eukaryota, Fungi, Ascomycota, Sordariomycetes, Glomerellales, Glomerellaceae. The record is from RefSeq and is a predicted model, not a curated record.